AUGAUCAUAGAAGAAAUCAAGGGUGAUUGUCAAGAAGCUGAUGAAUCUGAUGAAGAAUCAUAUGUUGGAGACCUCACCAUCAGUGAACUGGCUACUGGGUUUACUGAGACAUGCCUAAUGAAUGAGAAACUGUGUGCAAAAGUACGAGAGUAUAGGACCACUAAUAGAUUCUUACUAGAAGAAAGAGUAAGCUUCAUGGAAGAUAUUGCUGAUCUGGAAAGAAAGUUAGAAGACACAAGACCUAACGAACAAGAAACCAGAAAGAUGGGUGCCCAGAAAGAAACUAAGCCAACCAUUUCAGGAGCAUGUGAAGUUGUCACAACAGAUGUCUUGACAUCAAAAUCUGUUGAUGAAUUAAGUGUGAGCGAUGAGUCAAAAAGUUCCUCUAACUGCAAUGCUGUAACAUCAGUUGGCAACACUAUGAAACUUCAGAUCAUCAAAAAUUGUGUGACUACUGAUCUGUCUUUUGCUUUUGGUACUACCAAGACCAUAGAUGAAAAUCACUCUGAAAAAAUGAAGGGUAUUUGCUGUGUCAAGUUCCCUCCUAUUCCUAUCUUCUCACAAAAAACGGCAACCGACUCUAUUGAUCUCAUCAAUACCUUUCUGAAUUUAAACUGCUCCGACGCAUCUCACAACAGUGUUACAAGAAGCUCUUUGAAGAAUCUCGAGAUUUCUCAACAACCAAAUACUUCCUCCCCAAAGAAAGUGUCUCCCAUCUCCGAAUCUGCAACACCUAAUGAGUCAACUAACCCUAAUCGGGUUCUAAAUGUAUCUCCUCUGAGGAUGAUUAACGCUGAAGAUUCAACGACUACAAAGCCAAGAACACCGCAUGCAAGAAGACCUGAGGAGAGUGUUCGUACUAAGGGCUCCAAUCCCUCAUCAUCCAAACCUCGUAAGGAACUUACUAAAGAAGGAACAAGAUAUGUUCAUAACUCCAUAGCCAAGAUUGUCAAACGGAUUUUGGAUGAAAAUCAUCAGGUCCCUGGGAUAUCUGUCCCUUUACAAACCGUGAUUCCUGAUCCUCCCAAGAGAAAACGUAAUGAAACUGAUGGUCACAAUGCUGGUAGUGACAUUCACAUGACCGGAGAGAAGAACAAUGAAGAAGUUCAAGAAGAUGAUGAUAACACCAAUAUCACGGAGGAUGUCAAUGACAUCGGAAAUUAUGAAGCUUAUGAUAGUCCAAGGGUAGAGGCUGGAACAGUCGAAAGGCUCAUGACCAUGAGAAAAGACAAAGUUGUGAUUCAGAACUCUCCUGUGAAAAAAGCUGCGGUUAAAAGCCCUCCUAAAGAUUCUGUCAAGAAGAAGAGUACCUCUGUAGGACCUGUAAAAAGCAGAACUAAAAGUAUUGGAGUUGGUCCCUCAAAAUCUUGGAGCAAGGUUGUUCCAAAGAAAAGGAAGGCAAGAGCUGUUGAAGAAUUUGAGUCUGAUGAUGAAGUGAAUGUCCAUGACAUUCCAUUAAAGAAGAAGCCCACAACUAGCAAGCUUGCUGGGAGUGUUCCUGAAGUUCCCAUUGACAAUGUAUCCUUCCACUUUGCUGCAAGUGCAAACAGGUGGAAAUUUGUGUAUCAAAAGAGACUGGCCCUUGAGAGGGAAUUGGCUCUAAUGCACGUGACUGUAAGGACAUAA
This is a messenger RNA of Vicia villosa (hairy vetch), 1626 nucleotides long. RefSeq lists its product as uncharacterized. The transcript is spliced from 2 exons. The coding region runs from base 1 to 1626 and encodes 541 amino acids. Lineage: Eukaryota; Viridiplantae; Streptophyta; Magnoliopsida; Fabales; Fabaceae. The record is from RefSeq and is a predicted model, not a curated record.